Molecule: messenger RNA, 1884 nt
Organism: Anisakis simplex (herring worm)
Lineage: Eukaryota; Metazoa; Nematoda; Chromadorea; Rhabditida; Anisakidae
Source: the annotation of a GenBank genome assembly
AUGGCACGUGAAAAUAUGUUGAAUGUUGAACUGUUAGAUGCGUUAUCAUCAGUGAUAUUCUCAACGCAAGGUGCUGUUCGUGUUGCCGCACUUCGGCUAUUCUCUAUCAUUUGCAGAGCUAAUAAAAAUUUCAUGCGAGAACGUUUCGAAUUUUUCGUUGAAUUGACUCGUCGUGAAGCAUUCUUUGAAUCAGACAACGGUACGCUCGCAUCUGAAUUCAUGAAUGCAAUCUCAAUGUUGGGUGGAUUGCCGAAUGCAAGAGAUCUGACGACUCUCAGUGAAAGACCGUUCAGAAUACCCGAUUCACAUCGUAUUGUACGGUGCAUUCAAACGCUACUCAUCGAAAAAGAAGAUUUGGAGAAUUUAUUGGUGAUUGAAGACCAAUGGUUGGAUGAAUGGAAUGCUGAAGAGGAAAAUCAACGACACGGACAGGAUUCUGAUGGAAUGGAUACUGAUGAUAAACCGGAAGAAUUGAACGAACAGAGUCUUCAGAAAGCACAACGACUUGUAGAAGAUGCUCUCAAUACGGAUUCUGAAAAUCGAUUCACAGUUUGGGAGACCAUUGCUGAACGUGUUUGUGCAUUCAUAGGACAGGUAGCACUUAAAACAUUGAUUCAUGUGGAUAUAUCGUUUUUGGCCGAAAUGAAACGAAAGAAUGAACUGAUUCAUGCAAUGCGACGUGCGUGUACAGCGAAUGAUGAUCAGACGCUGAAGGGAAAACCUCGAGAUGCUGAAGAAUGGCCUGAUGCAAGAGAGGCAACCAAACUCGAGAAAGAAUCUAUGGAACGAAUCGGUUUCUUUGAGACCACUGAACAAGAUUCUGAGGAUCGUUUAGGGCUCACAGGUUUAUCUGAGGAUGAACGAAUAUCACAACGCGCACAUCGAAUGUGUGAAGUAAGUGUAUUCCGAAGAGGACGCUUGUUGAGUCGGUUAACACCAUUCCUUUUAUUUAUACUCAAAUCGAAGAAAGCAAUUGCUAGUGAAAGCCUCAAAUCAGUCGCCGCUCUUGCUCUAUCGAAAGUCAUGUUAUUAAGUAUGCACGUAUGCGCACGGAUGAUGCCAAUUUUCGUUCAUUAUCUAACGCAUUCGCCAAGUGCUGAAUGUCGUAGUAAUUUGAUGGUGGCUGCUGGCGAUCUUUGUUUCCGUUUUCCGAAUCUUAUCGAAAAACACAGUUAUUAUCUCUAUGAGAGAAUCCGUGACAAAGAUGCGUAUGUGCGUGAGACGUGCGUAAUUGUAUUAUCACACUUAAUUCUCAAUGACAUGGUCAAAGUUCGAGGUACGGUUGCGGAUUUAGCGCGGUGUAUGCUCGAUAGCAACGCGCAUGUCGCCAAUUUGGCUAAGUUCUUCUUUGCUGAACUCUCCAAAAAGGGGAAUAUGAUAUACAAUUUAAUGCCAGAUAUGAUUUCGAGACUUUCAUCAAAUCAAGAAGUUAGUGUCGAUGAUUUUGGACAAAUUAUGAAAUUAUUGCUGUCGUUUAUUAAGAAAGAUAAGCAAGCGGACAGUCUUCUUGAGAAACUAUGUCAACGAAUGCAAACUGCUAUUGAUCAGAAUGGCAAGAAGGAUGAACGAUUAGCAGAGUGUUUAUCCUAUUGUAUAUCUCGAUUGCCGUUGAGCGAAAAGUCACUGCGGAUUAUGUCCGAUCUUCUGCCGUCAUACGCUCACCUUCUUUCGAUUGACUCAGUCUUUACGAAUCUUUCAUCUGGUAUCACGCACUUCCGCAAGACGGCUGCUCUACGCAACUCAGAGCUUAAGGUUCGUUUUGGAAUCUUCGUCGUAAUUGUCAAUCAGAUGUAUUAUUUCGUAGGUGAGUUGCAUUAUCACUGUGGCACCGCGAAAAGGAAUAGUAGAGUAGAUAGAGUGCGAGUUUUUGUGAUACGUUAUUAG